AUGGAAAAAAACCGUAAAAGAGAACGACGAAGGGUGCCUACAAACAGAGGGAGUGAUCAGAGCAGAGACCAUGUCCAAGAGACGGACUUACAUCAUGGAGCACAGCCAAUGCAAGACUGGGGCAGGGAUGAUUCGACUUUGAGCGAUACUCGAGGACAGAAUGCUCAAGUCAGUGAAGACCAUGCCAUGAGAUAUGAAGCAGACACACCUGAAUUACAUGGUGAUCUGAGUGUCAAUCAGACAAUGUCCCCACGAAUGCUUUAUAAGGUUGCUCGAGAAGCUCAGAUAGCGGUCAAUUUGGCCAGAGAGGAAACAAGGAUUUUGCGGCGAAAAUACAACGAUUUGCUGAACGAGACUGAAGACCCUGAAAUCUCGAGUCAGCAAGGUCCCCCCAAAAAGCAAGAGCUUAUGGACGUCGGCAGUGAGCUACAAAGAAAAAUCAAACAUACCAAGCAGCUGGGGCAAAAGUUCCUUGUGACAUCCAUGCUAUGGAUACAUGACCCAGUAAAUACAUUCAAGACAACUCGUGACGAUCAAUAUAGUCCACUGGGCCGGUUUGAAAACAUUGAGCAAAAGAUACAAGGUCAGAUUAGUGAGAUAUACGCAAACACACCUCGUGAACUUGUUGGGAUGAUUGGGCAGGAUUGGUUUGUAUCUGCUUUCCGCGACGGGAUGCAGGCCCAGCGGUCAAAUGGUGCAAGCCGUCUUCGUGCAUGCGGCAACACUAUCUUUGAUUGUUCAGCGGCCGAUUUGAAGACAUCUGAGGCGAGCCUAUGGAACAUUGAGGUCCUCCAUGCUGAUUAUUCUGGGAAGUUCGACGUGAAUAAAGUCUUCCUUAACCCGCUCUUGAAAGUGGUCCUAUCCUGUGUCAUUCGAGGACCCGGCUCAAUUGUGGCGAUGAAAAAGGGGAUGCCUUAUGAGGGCGCGCGAAGUACCGAAACUCUGGACGUUAAAUGGGGCCUCCAGCACACCACACCAGGCAUGGUUGCAUGCGCCGCUAUUUUGGCACGAUGGGUGCUCUCCCCUGAUAGUAUCCUGAAAGAGAGGGGAGCUCAGUUCGGCAUUAAUUGGCAUGAAGAUUUCGACAAUUACCUUGAAUAUCUCGAAAUUGGGCUGGGAAAAAGGAAAGGGAGUGUACUCACUAUCUUCCGCGAGUGGGACAGAAUACUUUUCCCACAUACCACAAGUGGCCUCAGAGGUCCACUGAACGACGAAGACAGGGAGGAGGCAAUGAAAGAAGCGAUGGAUGCAUUGAAUCAAGACGUUGAAGAGCUGCCGCCUAGUGAUCAAGAACAUGAUGAUGAUGGUGGCGUGAUAAGGGAGGGGAACGAUCUAGGUCCAGGCGAAUCAGAUAACGGCCUUGAAUCAGAAGGGGAAGCCUGA
Messenger RNA from Serpula lacrymans var. lacrymans S7.9, 1383 nucleotides. RefSeq lists its product as uncharacterized. The transcript has 6 exons. Lineage: Eukaryota; Fungi; Basidiomycota; Agaricomycetes; Boletales; Serpulaceae. The coding region runs from base 1 to 1383 and encodes 460 amino acids. The record is from RefSeq and is a predicted model, not a curated record.